AUGGAAAAUACCGAAAGUAAUUCGAGCAAAACAACUCCAACGGAUCAAUCGAAAUCAUCGCUCUUGUCGUGUUACCCGUCGUCGCAUCGCCUAAUGCAAUGGCCUGCUCGAGCUCAAUCGCCUGCGGAGAAACCCGAUAGUUCAAAUAAGAAAAAUGUCUCGCUGAAUUUGACGUGUGUCGUUUGCGGAGACACGAGUUCGGGAAAACAUUAUGGGAUUUUGGCGUGCAACGGAUGUUCAGGAUUUUUCAAACGCAGCGUGAGGAGAAAACUCAUUUACAGAUGCCAAGCUGGGACAGGAAGAUGUAUCGUGGAUAAAGCUCAUAGAAACCAAUGCCAAGCAUGUCGAUUGAAGAAAUGCCUCACAAUGGGAAUGAACAAAGAUGCCGUUCAAAAUGAGCGUCAACCACGAAAUACGGCAACAAUUCGACCCGAGGCUUUGCGCGAGAUGAGUCAAGGACGUGCUUUGCGAGAGGCGUGUUCAGUUGCUGUUGGUGUUUUUGGACCUCCUGCUUCGUUGUCAAUGUUGUCGCCGUCGCGUUAUACAUCAGCUUUGUUCACGCCUGCAGCUCCGUUUUUCCAUCACAAUCAUUUGCCCGUUCCAAAUGGCUUGUCGCAGCAUCAUAAUUUGACGAGCGGAUUGUCGAUCGAUGCGAAACUCUCGCCCGUUAUGGAAUCACAAAUGAGAGCAAAUAUGAGCACGACACCAACUUACAUCAAUCAAGAAACAAGUUCGCCAAAAAGUUCGUCGUCGAUCAAGACAUCCAACAACGAUAACGAUGAAGACUCCAUUGAUGUAACGAACACGAAUGAUGUAAAUAUAGAGUCAGAUUUGGCGAAACAAGAGCCACAAACUGCUUUGCUCUACAAUCAGACGACGUACAAUUAUACACAAGCCGAAACAAUUUACGAAACAAGUGCACGUUUGUUGUUCAUGGCUGUCAAAUGGGCUAAAAACUUGCCGAGUUUUGCAUCGCUCGCCUUUCGGGAUCAAAUAAUUUUGUUGGAAGAAUCUUGGGCGGAACUGUUUCUCUUGAAUGCUAUUCAAUGGUCGAUGCCCUUAGAAGUCUCGAGUUGCACGUUAUUCUCUCUCACGGAGCAUGAAGAUGCCGAAACGAACAAACAAGGACCAUUUGUGCAAGAUAUUCGUAUUUUAAAUGAUAUUCUAUGUCGAUUCAAAACAGUAUUAGUUGAUCCCGCGGAAUUUGCUUGCAUGAAAGCAAUCGUUCUUUUUCGCUCCGAAUCACGAGGCCUUAAGGAUCCCUCACAAAUUGAAAAUUUACAAGAUCAAGCUCAGGUAAUGUUGUAUCAACACUGCAAAGCACAAUUUCCCGAGCGUUCAGCGAGAUUUGGGCGUCUUUUGUUGAUGAUUCCGCUUUUGCGACAAGUCAACUCCCACAGAAUUGAGAUGCUGUACUUUCAAAAGACAAUCGGAAAUACGCCGAUGGAGAAAGUGCUGUGUGAUAUGUAUAGAAAUUAACUUAGUUGCAAAUUAUUUAGUCAUUGUCGUCGUUAGUUUUAAGGAAAUUAGUGAAAAACUGACUGUUGAUUUUUUCUUUUUGGCAAUUUUUGGUAAUGGAAUG
This is a messenger RNA of Culicoides brevitarsis, 1582 nucleotides long. It is a transcript of the gene Hr51, whose product is annotated as photoreceptor-specific nuclear receptor. Gene Ontology annotation, molecular function: nuclear receptor activity; RNA polymerase II cis-regulatory region sequence-specific DNA binding; zinc ion binding. The coding region runs from base 1 to 1479 and encodes 492 amino acids. The transcript has 12 exons. The record is from RefSeq and is a predicted model, not a curated record. Gene Ontology annotation, biological process: positive regulation of transcription by RNA polymerase II; anatomical structure development; cell differentiation. NCBI's taxonomy places the organism in Eukaryota, Metazoa, Arthropoda, Insecta, Diptera, Ceratopogonidae.